Messenger RNA from Anopheles nili, 843 nucleotides. RefSeq names its product serine/threonine-protein kinase Nek7-like. Gene Ontology annotation, molecular function: ATP binding; protein kinase activity. Bases 1 to 843 code for a protein of 280 amino acids. The record is from RefSeq and is a predicted model, not a curated record. Gene Ontology annotation, biological process: protein phosphorylation. Lineage: Eukaryota; Metazoa; Arthropoda; Insecta; Diptera; Culicidae. The transcript has 3 exons.
AUGAUAAAUCGCAGUUCUACCUACAAGGAACAAUCAUACAUUAAUCAAGGCAUUUGCUACGUUGUGUGUUGGAAAAAGUUCUUGCCGAAGGAUGUUAUGGAAGGUUUGUAUCGCUAUCUCAGUCAACGUGUUGUUAUAAAAAGCAUCCCCUACAAUAGCCCAGACUACGCGUACCAGGCCGUCGUCAAGGAACAUACGAUUUUAUCGCAAAUGUCCCAUCCGAGGAUCAUACAGUACUACGGAUACUUUCAAACAGCCACCAGUUGGAACAUAGUUUUAGAAUUCGCAGAACGAGGCAAUUUAGCGGAUUUCCUAGAACGACGUCGCCAAGCAAAAUGUCACCUCAACCAGCACACAAUUAUGGCCAAAUUCGGAGACAUAAUAGAUGGACUAAUGUAUCUGCAUUUGCGAAACGUUAUACAUCGCGAUCUUAAACCCGCCAACGUUCUGAUCUGCAUGGACAAUCGGCUCAAACUGGCUGAUUUUGGAAUUUCAAAAAUUAUGCAUGAAAGCGAUUUAAACCGAACAAUCGUAGGAACACCGUUGUACAUGGCACCUGAAGUGGCCCGAGGUAAAAAUUACGAUUACAAGAGCGAUGUCUGGGCGUUAGGAUUGAUUUUUUACGAGUUAUGCAUGCUACAGCACCCGUUCAUUGAGCACUUUGGAGCGGGACGAAGGCAAAAAUUACGUACACCUCUAAUCGAUUGUGAACAGCACGGAUAUUUAUCCACCAUGCAGACACUUUGUGAUAUGAUGAUUAAGGUAGAUGUGAAAAAGCGAGGGACACUUGAAAAUAUUCUCAAGCAAACUUACACUCUACAAUUGAUGAAUCACGUUGACUAA